Molecule: messenger RNA, 3156 nt
Organism: Knipowitschia caucasica
Lineage: Eukaryota; Metazoa; Chordata; Actinopteri; Gobiiformes; Gobiidae
Source: the annotation of a GenBank genome assembly
AUGGGUGGUGGUGGGGGGGGUGUGGGGGUGAGAUUUGUUGGGGGUGGUGUGGGGGGGUUUGGGGGUGUGUGUUGUGGGGUUGGGGGUUGGUUGGUGGUGGGGGUGGGGGGGGGGGGGGAUGGGUUGUGGUUGGUGGUGGGGGGGGGGGGGGGGUGGUGGUGUGAAUGGGUGUUGGUGGGUGGGUUUGGGGUUGGGUUGUGGGUGUGUGGUGGGUGGGGUGAUUGGUGUGGGGGUUUUUUUGGGGUGGGAGGGUUUAUUGGUUGUGUGGGUGUGGGAUUGGGGGAAGGAUGUGGGGUUGGGUGGGGGUGGGUUUGUGGUUUGAGGGGGGGUUUUGGGUUUGGUGGGGGGUUGUAUGGGGUUUUGGGGGUGGUGGUGUGGGUUUUUGGGUUGUGGGGGGGGGGGGUGGGGGGGGGGUGUGGGGGGGGAGGGGGGGGUGGGUUGGUGGGUGUGUGGUGGUAUAUAGAGGUUGUUUUUGGGGUGUGGUUUGUGAGGGUGGUGGGUUGGGGGGGUUUGGGUGGGUUGGGUGUUGUAUGUUUGGUGGUGUUUGUUAGGGAGUUAUGGGUUUUGUGGUGUUGGGGGUGGGUGGUGGUGGUGUUGGUGUUGUUUGGGGGGUGGUUGGUGUGUGUUGGGUGGGUGGUUGGUGUGGGUGUGGUGGUGUGGUUGUGGGGGUUGUGUGGGGGUUUGUUUGUUUGUUGGUGUGUUGGUUUUUUGGGUGGUGGUUUUUUGGUUGGGGUUGGUUGGUUUUUUGGUUGGUGUGGUUUUGGGUUUUGUGUUGUGGUGGUUUUUUUUGUUGGUUUUGGGUGUGGGGGGUUGGUGGGUGUGUUGGGUGUGGGGUUGUUGAGUGUGGGGGUUGUUGGGGGGGGGGUGGUUGUGUGGGGGUGUUGUUUGUUGGGUUUUUGUUGUUGUGGUGGGGUGGUUGUGGUGUUGUUGGGUGUGUGUUGUUGUUGUGUUUUGGUUGUUUUGUGUUUUUGUUGUGUUUGUUGUGUGGUUUGGUGGGGGAGUGUUUUUAGUUUUGUGUUGGGGGUGUGUUGUGUGUUUUGGUGGGGGUUUGUUGUGUUGUGUUGGUGUUGGAUGUGUGUGGUUUGGUUUUGUGGGUGGGGGGGGUUGGUGGGUGGUUUGGAGGGGUUGUUGGGUGGGUGGGGGGGGGGUGUUGGGGUGGUGGUUGUGUGGGGUGUGGGUUUGGGGGGGGAUGGUUGUUGUUGGUUGGUUGUUUUUGUGUGGGGGGGAGUGGUUGGGGUUGUAGGGUUUGUGGGUGGGUGUGGUGGUGGGAUUGGGGUGGGGGGGUUGUGUGGUUUAGUGGGGAGGGUGGGGGGGGGGGGGGGUGGGUUGGGGUGGGGGGUGGGUGGUAGGGUGUUUUGUGGGUGUAUGGUUGGGUGGGGUGAUGGUGUUGGUUGGUGGGGGGUGUGGUUUUGUGGGGGGGGGUUUUGGGGUGUGUGUGGGGGUGUUUGUUGGUGGGUGGGGGUGGGUUGGGUGGAGUGGUGGUGUUGUAUGGUGGUGUUUGGGGGUGGGGGGGGUGUGGGGGGGGUAGGGGGUGGGGGGUGUUUGUUGUGUGGGGGGGGGGGGGUGGUGGGGGUGGUGGGGUGGUGUUGGGGUGUGUUGGUGUUGGGGUGGGGGGUGGGUUUGGGUUGGUGGUUGUGGGGGGUGUUUGGGGUGGGGGGGGUGUUGGUUGGGGUGGGUGUGGGGGUGUGUUGUGUGGUGUUGGUGGGGGGGGGGGGGUGGGGGGUGGUGGGGGUGGGGGGGGGGGGUGGUGGGUGGGGGGGGGGGGUGUGUGGUGGGGGGGGGGGUGGGGGGUUGUGGGUUGUAGGGUGGGGGGGGGGGGGUGGGGGGUGGUUGGUUGUGGUGUGUGGGGGGGUUGGGGGGGGGGUUUGGGGGUGGGUGUUGGGUGGGGGUUUUGGGGUGGGGGGGUGGGUGUGUUGGUGUGGUGGGGUGUUGGGGUUGUUUGUGGUGGGUGUUGUGUGGGGGGUGGUGAUUUUUUGGGGUUGGGUGGUGUGUGGGGGGGUUGGUGGUGUUGUAGGGUGGGGGGUGUGGAGGGGUGUGGGUGGUUGGGGGUGGGGGGUGUGGUGGGGGGGGUUGGGGUUGUGUUUGUGGGGUGUUUGUGUGGUGGGGUGGUGUUGUGGGGGUGGUGGGUUGGGGGGGGGUGGGGGGUUGGGGGGGGGGGGGUGGGUGGGGGGGUGGUGGUGUGGGUUGGGGUGGUGGGGGGGUUGUGGUGUGUUGGUUGGGGGGUGGGUGUGGUGGGUGGGGUUGGGUGGGUGUGGGUGUUGGGGUUGGGGGGUUGUUGGGUUGUGGGGUUUGUGGGUGUUGGGGUGGGGGGUGUGGGGGUUGUGGGUGUGUGGUUGUGGUGUUUGGUGGUUGUUGGUGGGGUUUGGGUUGGGGGGGUGUGUGUGGUGUGUGUGUUUUUGGGGGGGGUGUGGGUUGGUGGUGUUGUUUUUGUUUUGGGGGGGGGGUGGUGUUUUGGUGGUUGUGUGUGGUGGGGUGGUUUGUGGGUUUGGGUGUGAGUGGUUGGGGGGUGGUUUGUUGGUUGGGGUUGUGGGGUGGGGUGGGGUUGUGGGUUGGUGUGGUUGGGUGUGUUGGUGGGUUGUUGUUGUGGAUGUUUGGGGGUGUAGUGUGUUUAGAGGGGGUGUGGUUAGUUGGGGGGGUGGGGGGGUGUGGGUGGAUGGAUGGGGGUGGUUUGAUGGGGUAUGGGGGGGUGGUAGUGUGUGGUUGAGUUAUGUUUGGGGGGGGGUGUUGGGGGGGGGGUGGGUUUUGGGGGUUGGGUUGAGGGUGGUUGGUGGGUGUGUGUGGUGGGUUGUGGUGGUGGUGGGGGGGGGUGGGGGUGGGGGGGGGGUGUUUUGUUUGGGUGGGUGUAGGUGGGGAGUGUUGAGGGGGUGUGGUGGGUGUGUUGUGGUGGGGUGGGGGGGUGUGUGGGGGGUGGGUUGGGGGGGUGGGGGGGGGGGUGGGUUGGUGGGGGGUGGGUGGGGGGGUGUGGGGGGUUUAGAUGGGGGGGGGGGGUAUGGGGGUGUUUGGUGGGGGGGGGUGGGAGGGUUGGAGGGGGUAGGUGUUAAGUUGUGGGGGGAGGGUGUGUUUGUUGUUGUGUGUUGGGUGGGGGGGUGUUGUAAUGGGGUUGGGUUGGGGUGGUGUAUGGGGGAGGGGGUUGGGGGUGGGGGUUUGGUGUGUUGA